Messenger RNA from Rotaria sp. Silwood2, 282 nucleotides. NCBI's taxonomy places the organism in Eukaryota, Metazoa, Rotifera, Eurotatoria, Philodinida, Philodinidae. The record is from the annotation of a GenBank genome assembly.
AUGUCACAACGUUCUCAACAGCAAGGGAGUCGCAUGUCUCAUAAUUAUAGUCCUGUUCUUGCUCUUGGUGGUAUUCGCGAUCCUGCUAGUAAAUUUCCUAACGUUGCUGCUCUUCGUGACACUUAUGAUCGUGAUUAUAUUCAUGGUAAUCGUGACACUCGUAAUCGUUAUGCUCAAACUUAUGCUGCUAUUGCUUUUGCUAAUCCUAAUGUUCUUCCUCUUCCUAUCUAUGAUGGUAAUGAGGAUCUUCCUUAUAAAAUUCCUGAUCCUCGCAACUGGUGA